Phytophthora sojae is the source of this 480-nucleotide messenger RNA. RefSeq lists its product as hypothetical. The transcript has a single exon. NCBI's taxonomy places the organism in Eukaryota, Oomycota, Peronosporomycetes, Peronosporales, Peronosporaceae. The annotation marks the transcript as partial. The record is from RefSeq and is a predicted model, not a curated record.
AUGACUGAGAAUCCUGGGGUACCUCCUAUUAACUAUGAUCAGCAUCGCGCUGACGACUUCGAGCAGUUCCUGCUGUCUCUUCGGAACCGUAGCGGAGAUAAACCUGGUCAAUCCGUUUACGAUUCGAUGCGUUCAAGUUUGUUUCAUUUGUAUCGAGGAUAUGGGCGGUCGAUGACACCAGAGUUUGCUGCUGAUUUGACGGUAUUUUUCAAAGGCCUGAAACGCACUGUUGCGCGGCGCAACCACGAUGCUGGUGUGAAGCUGACAGAGGGGAAGGAGCCCAUGUCAUUUUCGCUAUUGCGCUCUCUCUGUGCUGCGUUUAUCAAGCAUGGUGACGAAGAAUUUCUUUUUGCGCACGCAUUUCUACUGUUGAGUUGGAAUUUGAUGUGUCGCGCGGGCAACACGGCUUCAAUUCAUUCCGGUCAUAUGAGCUGGGAUGAAGACGCGCUCGCAAUUCUUUUCGGGCACAUGAAAAACGAC